Pseudo-nitzschia multistriata is the source of this 2589-nucleotide messenger RNA. The record is from the annotation of a GenBank genome assembly. NCBI's taxonomy places the organism in Eukaryota, Bacillariophyta, Bacillariophyceae, Bacillariales, Bacillariaceae.
CACUACAAAUCAGAGACCGGUACUCGUACUCGUACGAGURUGCGAGCACUCCUGAAACUGAAUUGUUGGUAAGGAAUCCUUUGAUCCGAAGUCAGGGAGAGAGCACGAGUCGUUACAUCGAAUAAAACAAAAAGCAAUCACAAAGUCCACAAGCCUGCGUUGGAAGCCUUUCAGUAGUGGAUGCAACAGAAAGCAACAGCAUGGCAAGCGAAUUCGUUUCUACGAUUUCUGAAGUGGUGACUUCCAAGAUUGGCAAUCCCUUGGAGUAUUUCAACCAACAAUACUACGGCGUCUUUCUGCCUCAGUACCAUUUCGCUCUCACGAGACUGGAAAUCCAGCAAUGGGCCGUCUACCAGACCGCCCUUCACGCCUGCGCUACGGAUUCCUGGAAGGCUCUCUCCAGUACCUAUMAACUGUGUUACCUGAUUCUGCGGCCCUUUAGCAUCCUCUCGUGGAUUGUGGCACAGCAUGCGGGGCGCUUUAUCGGGGAGCACGGUGGCAAGUCGCUUCAGAGCCUGGCGGUCAGCAGCAAGCGGUUGGCGAUCGCGUGUGUUCGCUUCCAGAUGUCACUGAACCGGAUCCAGCUCCUGGGGGAGGCCGGAUUGGUGGGACUCUGCGUGGCCUUGUACUACCUCCGAAAGUGGCUCCUGAAACAGACAUACUGGGCCCGAAUGGUCGCGUGGUACAGGGCGAAAAAGAAAAACGCCAUUCAGGUACGCAGACRAAGAGUAUACUGUUGGAGUGGCGUUUCUUUUGGUAUUGUUUUGAGAAAGACUCAAAUACAUAAUAACAGCUUGCCGACGCAUAAACUGGUAUMAAAAKGUUUCGGCUUCUGACAGUAAUUCUCAGUCCGCCCACUUUAUUCCUUUUGCUUUGUUUUUGUACCCAUUUAUCAACAGUCGGUCAACCACUUUUUCGAUAAGUUGGCUCGGGUCUCAAAAAUUUUAGCCUUGACCAUUCCGCACCUGAUUUUUGUGGGCCUCAGUGUGGGCAUUCGRCUCGUCUUUCCGGAGGCGGUCCGAUAUGCGACCUAUGAGACACCACUUCUAUUUAAUUUGAGCGUAUUUUAUCCUUUCGUCAAAACCUUUCUAUGGGUCCAGGCCCAGCGCCGGAAGGACAAGGAAAGCAACGGCAGUAGUACCGGUAGCAGUGACGACAAAAAUGUCAAUGAGAUCGAUGACAACAGCAAGAAAACUGGCACCAACACAAAAUCUGUUGCGGAACGAACAAAACAAUUCGAGGCUAUCAACAAAAAUGGUGAAAAAGAUACUCCUGCAUUCGUCACCGAAACGCAAGUUAUGGCGACAACUCGGUAUUGGCUCAAUUAUUGGCAGCUGUACGCCGUAGUUCAGGCCGUCGGCCAUUGCUUCGCAAUGAUCCCUAUCGUUGGGCGGUUCCUAAUAGCCCACCCGAUCUUCAGCUUCUUAACCGGGGAAUGCAAACUGUUUUUCUUUCUAUGGGUUUUUGUAAUGGAAAAAAUCCUAGGGAGCGCUACUUCCACUUCCGGCGAUGCGUUCAUGACCGAUGCCCGCCCCCUGAAACUGGUUCAAACCUUUGUCACACCAUUGGUUCUCAACUUGCACGGCGUUGUAUCUAAUGCCAUUACUCCUGAGCUCUGGCAUAAGGGGGUCGUCUCCAAAACCAAGAGGUUCCUAGAUGCUGCGGUUUUCGUCCGCUUGCUGUCGGAGGAACGAAGAGAUUGGCUGGUUCACAUGGUGGAAGAAGCACGAGUUCUGACUCUUCCUUCGAUCACGCUUUUGAUGCCGGGAUUUGUGACGCAAGUAGGCGUGGCAUACGUCCGAUACGCAGUACCCAGUGCUAAAUCAGCCGAGGCCAAGUCCAAGGCGACAAAACUUGUGUACCUUCAGUACUGGGUUCUUCACUGUUGUAUGGCCGGCCUGCUGGCUUAUCUAGAGGGAAUUAUCUGGUGGAUCCCUUUUUCCACCCACAUGGUCUUUCUCCUGUGGUGCUAUCUAAUUCUCCCCAAGGCUAUUCGCCAUAUUUAUGCAAUGCUAGAAUCCGAUUUGGUGGCCUUUGGAUUGCUCCCCAAGAUCGACGAUCCUGCGGGUGCAAAAAAGGAGAUUAGCGAGACAAGGAUCGCCCGUUUUUUCGAUUGGUGUCUAAGCUGGCUACCAGCUGCGGAUAUGUCCACUAGCGACAACAAGAAGCAGAUAGACGGUGCGCGCGGGAAGGAAGACCAACCAGAAGCAGUCGCAAGCGAUUCCGAGGACAGCAAACCUGAAAAAGCUAGUGAAACAGCUGAAUCAGGACCAUUAUCACCGAAGCAAAGUACUCCCGAGGUUGAUGUCGGAGAGGGGAUAAAAGACAAGGAUGUAUGAUUAAGGGACUAUGCAUUUCAUUUUCUUUAGGUAUGGGAAGAAUGUGGUACUUAUUACAGUAGGUUAAUGCUCAAUCAUUAAUUUGACUACAGCACACGAUCGCAUCCGUAUCAAGGACGAACAAAUCAAACUAUACUUUAUUUUGUCCUUUCUAGCAAACGAACAACAAAGCAAGCAAGGCCUUCAGAAUUGCAUAAUCUGCGGGGGAAUCGAAUGUAUUUUAUAAUAUUAAUAAUAUUUAUGAAACAAU